AUUCAACGGAAGGUGAAAGUCUGCCGGUCUGCGCCAGCGUCUGAUAUCAAUGGCUUUCAGGGCUCAUUUUAUUUGAAUGUCUGGACUUCAUAUAAUUUCAUCCUUAAGAAACCAAUGAUGGAUAUCCUAUGGAUUUUAUGGACACUACCAUCAGUCCUGGCUAUUGAAGAAAUUUUGAUGGACUCCACCACAGCGACCGCAGAGCUUGGCUGGACAGUAUAUCCAGUGUCGGGAACAAGUGACAGCAGUUGGGAAGAAGUAAGCGGCUACGAUGAGAACAUGAACACCAUCCGUACCUAUCAGGUGUGCAAUGUCUUUGAUGCCAACCAAAACAACUGGGUGCGCACCAAGUACAUCCGGCGAAGAGGAGCUCAACGUAUUCAUGUGGAGAUGAAAUUCUCAGUGCGAGACUGCAGCAGCAUCCCAAGAGUCCCUGGUUCUUGUAAGGAAACCUUCAAUCUUUACUACUACGAAUCUGACAGCGACACUGCCACCAAAACAUUCCCCCCAUGGAUGGAAAACCCAUGGAUAAAGGUGGACACCAUUGCGGCCGACGAGAGUUUCUCACAGGUAGACCUGGGUGGACGUGUGAUGAAGAUUAACACUGAGGUUCGCAGUUUUGGCCCCGUCUCCCGUAACGGUUUUUACCUAGCCUUUCAGGACUAUGGCGGGUGCAUGUCAUUGAUCGCCGUGCGUGUGUUCUACCGGAAGUGCCCUCGUACCAUACGUAACGGAGCGAUAUUUCAGGAGACGCUUUCGGGAGCAGAGAGCACUUCACUUGUAGCGGCACGGGGAGUCUGUAUCCCUAAUGCUGAGGAGGUCGACGUUCCCAUUAAACUGUACUGUAAUGGAGAUGGAGAGUGGAUGGUCCCUAUUGGUCGCUGUAUGUGUAAAGCAGGUCACGAGGCAGUGGAAAAUGGAACUGUUUGCAGAGCAUGCCCUUCGGGUUUCUUCAAGACUGCACAAGGUGACGAGAAAUGUCUGCAGUGUCCAAUCAACAGCCGUACAACCAACGAUGGAGCCACCAACUGCGUCUGCCGAAAUGGAUAUUACCGCACAGACUCUGACCCGCUAGAGAUGCCCUGCACAACUGUGCCGUCAGCCCCUCAAAAUGUCAUCUCCAGUGUGAACGAGACAUCUCUGAUGCUGGAGUGGAAUCCUCCGCGAGAGACUGGUGGUCGUGAUGACGUGGUCUACAACAUCAUCUGCAAGAGCUGUGGAGGAGGCAGAGGAGGCUGCACGCGCUGUGGAGACAACGUGCAGUUCAUUCCUAGACAGCUAGGGCUCACAGAGAGCCGGGUCUUUAUAAGUGACCUGCUAGCCCACACCCAGUACACCUUUGAAAUCCAGGCUGUGAAUGGAGUGUCAGACCAGAGUCCCUAUUCACCUCAGUAUACGUCUGUCAACAUCACUACUAACCAGGCUGCUCCUUCCACUGUAUCUAUCAUGCAUCAGGUCAGCCGUACCAUUGACAGCAUCACACUCUCAUGGUCCCAGCCAGACCAGCCCAACGGUGUCAUACUCGACUAUGAGCUGCAGUAUUAUGAGAAGGACCAGACCGAGCAUAAUUCGUCCAUGGUUAAGAGUCAAACCAACACGGCAGUCAUCCGCGGCCUCAAACCCGGAGGUAUCUACGUCUUCCAGGUCCGAGCCCGAACAGUGGCUGGGUUUGGGCGGUACAGCGGAAAAAUGUACUUCCAGACUAUGACUGAAGAGGAGUACAACACUAGCAUUCAAGAGAAGCUGCCUCUCAUCAUUGGCUCGGCGGCUGCUGGUCUGGUCUUCCUCAUUGCGGUGGUGGUCAUCAUCAUCGUGUGCAACCGACGGGGAUUCGAGAGAGCGGAUUCAGAGUACACAGACAAGCUGCAGCACUACACCAGCGGCCACAUGUCACCAGGAAUGAAGAUCUACAUCGAUCCGUUCACCUAUGAAGACCCCAACGAAGCUGUAAGGGAGUUUGCAAAGGAAAUUGACAUCUCAUGUGUGAAAAUCGAGCAAGUCAUUGGAGCAGGGGAGUUUGGAGAGGUCUGCAGUGGUAACCUGAAGCUUCCAGGGAAGAGGGAGAUGUUCGUGGCCAUCAAAACGCUGAAGUCAGGUUACACAGAGAAGCAAAGGCGGGACUUCCUGAGUGAAGCAAGCAUCAUGGGGCAGUUCGAUCACCCUAAUGUCAUCCAUUUAGAAGGAGUGGUGACAAAGAGCAGCCCGGUCAUGAUCAUCACAGAGUUUAUGGAGAACGGCUCACUGGACUCUUUCCUCAGGCAAAAUGAUGGCCAGUUCACUGUGAUUCAGCUGGUGGGCAUGUUACGAGGGAUCGCCUCUGGAAUGAAGUACCUUGCAGACAUGAAUUAUGUGCACCGGGAUCUGGCCGCACGCAACAUCUUAGUUAACAGUAACCUCGUUUGCAAGGUGUCCGAUUUCGGACUCUCUCGCUUCUUGGAGGAUGACACGUCUGACCCUACAUAUACCAGUGCUCUGGGGGGGAAGAUCCCUAUUCGAUGGACCGCCCCGGAGGCCAUUCAGUAUAGGAAGUUCACCUCUGCCAGUGAUGUAUGGAGCUAUGGGAUAGUCAUGUGGGAGGUGAUGUCAUAUGGAGAGCGACCAUAUUGGGACAUGACCAAUCAGGAUGUCAUCAACGCCAUUGAGCAAGACUACCGGCUGCCCCCUCCGAUGGACUGCCCCAGUGCCCUCCACCAGCUCAUGCUGGACUGCUGGCAGAAAGACCGCAACAACAGGCCUAAGUUCAGCCAGAUUGUCAACAAUCUGGACAAAAUGAUUCGUAACCCCAACAGCCUGAAGGCCAUGACUCCGCUGUCAUCAGGUGUGCAUUUGCCCUUGCUUGACCGCAGUGUGCCUGACUUCUCUAGCUUUAGCUCUGUGGAUGAUUGGCUGGACGCUAUUAAGAUGGGCCAGUACAAAGACAACUUUGCCAAUGGCAACUUCACCAGCUUCGACCUCGUUUCCCAGAUGACCAUGGAGGACAUUCUCCGGGUCGGAGUGACACUAGCAGGUCAUCAGAAGAAGAUCCUCAACAGCGUUCAGAUGAUGAGGGCUCAGAUGAACCAGAUCCAGUCGGUAGAGGUUUGACCACGUGCCCUCGAUUAGACUGGGCGGAGGACAACAGGAGGAGGCGGAGAGCCAGCGUGAAGGGAUGGGGCGGCCACCGCAGACCCCUAAGCCUGAUUUUCCUUCUGGACCACCUAGGAUACCCACCUGCCCCCUCCUCCCAAACACUCUCGUUCUCCAUCUGUGUCAUCUGACUCCCCCAUUAACCCCCAGACACCCUAAUGGGCUGGAUUCGGGGAAAGCUGCGUCUGGAAAAUAUGGUCACAACACCUGAUCGUUUAGUUUUAGCCACCACCAAUCACAGGAUGACCCUUCAGUCUGCCAGCAAUAGGCCCCGCCCCUAUUUCCUUCUCAUUUUGUUCCUUUCCAGUUAUUCUUUUUUUAUCGUCUUCAUUUUUUUAAAGAGUUUUUUUGUAAAGAAUUUUUAAAGCUAUGAAAACAUAAGGAAUCUAUAUGAAAUGUAUAGAUUGCAGACUGAAUACGGUGGACUGAAUUAAAAGGCUACCCUUUAAAAGGGCAAUGAAGAAACAGGAGAUAAAAAAACAAACUUCACCCCAUGAUACAUGCUUCUGAGAUUUUCUUUUUGAAUAUUUUAGGAAAAUCCUGACUAGAAAUAAUGACUGUCUGCUCAGUGGAUACACACACACACACACACAUGGGACAACCUGCGGGACCGUAAUCCCUCUCCCCUUGCUGACAGUCAGGGGAAAAGUAUGUGAACACCAUGAAAUGGCACUUCCUUCUGGCAGCUGAUUCUGCCUUGAAGAAAACAUGAGACUUCAGUCAUUCAAACUACAUCAACACAAACAAACAGAGGAAGGAAAAAAAAUGCAGUUAUCACAGUGUUGCAAUUUGUGGUGCAGAUUUCUCAUUGCUCGGGGGGAGGAAAACAGAAAUCUUUUACAGAUGUCAUAAAACAGCCUGCCAAAAUUGAGCAUCAUCUCUUUGUACCUCGUCCUGUACAUAUCAGAUGCACUUGACGUCGUGAGGUCAUCAGUACAAGCCUGAUGCAGUCCAACAUUUAGCUUCAUUUUGAGUAUUAGAUUGAGCUACAUUGACAUUUGAUGGACUUUCUUUAGAGUGCGCAAACGUUUGUGACUCGAGGGGGUCAUCUUUUAUAUUCUUCUUCCUUUUUUUGUCAUGGGCUAAGAUGAUUUAGUUUGAAAGACGGCGUAAGAUGUUCUCCCCCAUAAAGAAAACUUUUUAGCUCGCUCUUUUGGUGAACCAGAGAAGGACCCCGAGUGCACGUAUGGUGUGGUCCUCACAUCUCCGCUCUUCUUUUAUGCUCGAAUCCCUGCCUUGCGAGUGUGUGCAUGUGUGCGUAUGGAGCCCAUGUGCGGUGCAAAACUAUGAUUUCAGGGGAUGCUUGGAUUUGAUACACGUCGCAGAUCACUGUGUCGAUAUGCUUAUAUUUUUGCCACCAAAAUCAUUUCUUUUAAAAGAUCAACGUUUUGUAAUAUGGUGUUUAGGAGUUUUAAUAUCUGAUAAAGAGUUAGAGGACAUUUUCAUAACAGGAAAGUCAUUGUGAAGCAUAGUUUUAUAUAAGGAUGCUGUUACGACAUUUUUAAACAGGUUACAUUCACCGAUCGGGGGGUCAAGAUUAAAUCUGACAUCUAAAAAACAAGCUGGAGUUUCGUUAACGAAUCACAAAAUGUAAAUGAGUGUGUAUAGGUUUUAUUUUAUACAGAGAAAGCAUUCGUAAUUGCGUAAGAUACUUCACCUGCAUUGACGUAAAACUGUAUAUAAUAUUCUGAAUCAGAAACUCCCCCCGCCUGAGAGGUUUUUCUCAAAGCUGUGUUGGAUUUUAGUGUACAGAUUAGUUUUUUUUUUAAUGUGUUGUUGAUGGAGAGUUGCUAUUGUCUGUUUAUUUUGGGCUUUUCGUUUUGUACUAGGACGGGCUGAGAGAUGAAGCAGCUGUAGAGAUGAACAGGCCGGAGGCAUCUUCAUCCAUGCUGGAGUGUAUGUGUGCGUGUGUUUCUGAGUGUGUUUGCACAUGCAGGUACAUCCGUGUACCAGCAUUACAGUCACUGUGGAUAACAAUAUACUUGUCGCUCGGUCGACGAGGGGCUCUCGCUUUAUUUCCAUAACCUCAGUGUUGACAUGCAUCUGUUAAAAACACAGUACUGUGAGGUCGGUUCAGUAUAGCUAAAUUCUGAAUCUCAAAGUGCUGAUAAAGUUCUGAUCAGAUGGUGUUGACCGUUUCUCUGUUCUUCCCAUUACAUGAUGCUUCCAUUAGAAAAAAAAGACUAUUAUCAGGCAGUGUUUGGGCAUCCAGCAGACAGGCCAUCCCGGGUAGAGAUCAAUUCAAAAGGCUUGAGAGACACCAAUGUUUACCUUCCUGUGUGUCCAGAAAGAAGGUAGGAUUUCAUUUUUCCAUUGAGCUUGAGGUACUACAGUAAGUGGCCCUUAAGUUUUAGCUCUCAGCUUUUCAGACCUUUUCAUCACCAGCAGGAGGAUUUAGGGAGAGAGGAAAUCAAUCUGGGCUUAACACUUCAUCCUAACCAGCAAGCAGUUAUUUGUCCGUCCACAUUAGAAGCGAAAAUCCAGCAUGGCAGUCACAGUUGUUGUUUAAUAUGCAGUUACUGUAGCCCAUGUUACUGUUUAAAAGUUUGGGGUUGGAAAGAAUUUAGUUGAACUUUUAUUUGGUUGCAUUAAAUUUGAUUAGAAAUGCAGUAAAAAAACGGCAAUAUUGUAAACUAUUUUUGCAGUUUAAAAUAAUUGUAUUCUAAUUUAAUAUAUUUUGAAAUGUAAUUUAUUCCUGUGGUGGCAAAGCUGGAUUUUCAGCAUCCUUUUACUUCACAUGAUCUUUUAGAAACAUUUUAAUAUGCUUUUUAGUGCGCAAGCAAAAAAAAAAAACUGUUAUUAACAAACGGAAAACUUUUUUUUUUAAUUAUUUUUUUUUAUAUUUAUGAUAUUUUUUCAUUCUUUUUUACAGCAUUUAUUUUACACUUAAAUGUAUUUUUAGCAAUCUGAAAGUUACUAGUUUUAAAAAGUUUUUUUCAAACAAAUAAAAAUUAAUUUUUUUAUUUAAUUUAUGUACAAAUGAGAUUAUUUCAUUUAGUGACAAAAAAAACUAACUUUUUCAUUACUUAAAAAAAUACUGAAUGUUUUAAAGUCUGUGAUUUUAUGGUUCCAUGCUUAACAAAUCCAAUACAGAUUAUCAUUCCACAACACUAAAAAUGUCUCUUCAGUGUUACAUUUUCAGUAUCAAGUUGUUGAAGCAUGGUCCCAUUUAGGGCUUAAAAAGUAAGCCAAAUUGUCAUUCAGAAUCUCACUUUACCAGGUCCAAUUUUUUUUUUCAAUUGACCCCGCUCUGUUAAGGCUUAUGUGUACUUUUGCAGCCACAUCUGAUCUCUGGUUAAGCAUAUUUACAGUACAAAACUUGUCUGUGAAUUAUGAGGGGAAACAAACAAAAUAAAUAAAUAAUAAUCAUUCAUUAAUCAUAAUCAAGUCAAAAUAUUUAGAUUUUAGGCCAAAUCACCCAGCCCUAGUCCCAUUUUAAAAGCCUCUCAUAAGUAAAUAAACUAUUUUUUAACAUUCAUAACAAUCUAUACACGCUGUCUAAUAACAUUUAAUUAGCAUAUUAUCUGUUUGCAGGUAAUGCAAUACGUGGCAACUUGGUCACAUUGAGCUGCUGGUUAGGACAGGUGAUUCAGGGAGGUGAGAGACAGAUUUAGAGUGAAGGAUGUUCUCACAUCAAAACGCAUACCAGUGGUGGUGCCAGCAGCCAUCUUUACCUGUCUGUCCAGCACACAUCCUCUCAAUAUUUAAUGGCGUCUCAGUGUCACUGCUGCACUGUGAGACUAAGGUCUUGAAUCCCUCGUCUUCCUCAGAAUAACACCGCUUUCUCCUUCACCCUCCUAGGACAAUCGUUGUCACCGAAAACUGCGGGAUCCACACACACACACACAUAUACACACACACACACAAAUAAAUUCAUGGCAGUAGCAAUAUUUAGAGGUACUACCCACAAGUUAUGGCAUGCUUUAAAUCUGCCUAAAAGUUCAGGAUUAACAGAGCUUUGAAUGAAAUCCAGUGCUGAAGGGAUAUCCUGUAUCCCUGAUCCCCGACUUCUUUUCCUUCCAGUGAAAUGUGUCAUUUCAGAAAAAUAAAAAGAGGUUUUUCUCUCGCUGUUUGGCACCGACUUUCUGGUACUUUGCAUCGAGAGAUCCAAAGGAACAUUAGCAGCCAAUGAGCCUUUCUGUUUUAAGAUAUUGAUACGUUGAAAGAUUCUGACACGCUUGACAUUUGCUACACAUUAAAGCUGUAUUUAUAUUGGACUAUUUCAUCUGAUUCAUCUAAUGUAAUUCACUUUUUUUUCCCACCGUUCAAGUUUGUUUCUCAGUAGGGGACUAAUUACCUCAUACGCCUCUGUCUCUCAUUUGUCGUUUAACAGAACACUUCGUAGACCACAGACAAAUGAGACGUGGCCUUGAGAGUGUGAAAGAAUGUCACGCUGAGUGAUUUAAGCACUUCUGUUAUUUUUUUCACAUGGAUUACCACCUUAAAUGCAAGCUUUCUACCACAACACAGUGCUGGGAAAGAUGGCACAUAGGAAUUUCUAUUUCUUGUGAAAAUGACCAAUAAGCUGCCGUUAUGUGGACAUGCGAACUGCAAAUGUUCUUUCUGGCGAGCAAAAACGUGACCGUGCACCAUUUAAAGCAUUUUGUUGAAAGCUGGGUGACAGCAAGCUGUGAACAGCAUAUGCUCGCAGCUACCGCCGAAGCAUAAUACCAAUGCAAAACCGUUAUUAUGAUGAUUAUGUGUGACUGUGAACGUAAAUACAAGCUGGCUCUGGCUCCCUCUCAUUGGUCCAUAUUUCUGCCUGCAUCCUCCAAAUAUGGUGGGAAGUUGUUGGGAGAGAAAAUGGCUCCCCGAGCAGAGCUGUAGUGGCUGUAGGGCCGCAGCUCCCUCUGCUGUUAGGAAGGCAGUAGUGUGUUCUUCCGCAUGUCUCUCAGCCCUGCUUUUCAUUACAGGGCAGCAGACCUCUCUCUCUCUCUCUCUCUCUCUUGCCCAAAUAGAGCACUGCCCACCUGGACCACUGUGACGGAGAUGGGAGGUCCUGUUUCGCUGUAUAAAAUGUACAUUUGACUGUAACCCUGUGAAUGAUGUAACAAUUUCAUUAUUUGUAAUAUUGUUAUUGGUUUAUUUUCUAAAAAUGAGAAAAAAAAAGCCCAACUUGACUCUCCUCAUUAAAAAAUGAAAUGAGAUCUGUUA
Danio rerio (zebrafish) is the source of this 8280-nucleotide messenger RNA. RefSeq names its product eph receptor B2b (gene ephb2b). The record is from RefSeq and is marked validated. Lineage: Eukaryota; Metazoa; Chordata; Actinopteri; Cypriniformes; Danionidae. Gene Ontology annotation, molecular function: nucleotide binding; protein kinase activity; protein tyrosine kinase activity. Gene Ontology annotation, cellular component: membrane; plasma membrane; dendrite. Gene Ontology annotation, biological process: ephrin receptor signaling pathway; system development; epithelium development.